AUGUACAAGGCCGAGGAAAGAGAAGGUGCUUCUUCACCGGGGCCUGGGGCAUACUACACGCCACAGCAGAUGAGCAAAGAAAGUUACCUCCAGGAUCUUCGCACAAAUCGACCAGCACGCCCGACGGGAGCUCGACCAGCCCCCGCACAUUUCAACACCUGGUCGAGUAGAACGAACAAUGGCAUGGCAGAGUCGUCUUCCUCGGUAGCCGCCCUCCAACGUACCUUUACAGACCCCGUCACGGCCACGGCCACGGCCACCGACGCCGAAGCCCGCCCAUCCAUCUCGCAUGGACCGAGACCACACGUACGCGCAACGUCCAAGACGAGUAUAGACCAAGUAGUCAAGACGGUGGGAAAACCUCUGGUACAGCCCCCACGCGGCCGAGACAUUUUCAGGUCUGCGACUGACCACCGGCGCACAUCGAGUCUGAAGCAAGCCGUGGACCCGCAACGGCAAAGGGAACAGGAUGAGGCUCAUGCCGUGCGAGUGGCCAUGGAAGAGAUAGAUUUGGCGCGCGAGGAAAAGCUGUUCAAGGCUGCUCGUGACGAGGCCGUCGAGCUGGUCUGGAAACACUGCAAUCCACGUGCUUUUGGAACUGGUCCAGAUGCACCGUACCCGUAUCCAGGCUUGGCGAGGAAGGAAAGCACGCAUCAGAGGAGCCGAAGUGUGGAACCCAAGGAGCAGGAUCUCCAGCGGGCCAACUCGAAAAUAAGAAAACGCCAUUCGAUGAGUAGUGCGACGGGAGGUAGCAGGAGCAGCAGCCUGCAGAGCAAUGGGCCAGAAACCGGGUCGAAGUCCUCGUCAAAGACCAAACCUGCUGCAAGCACAUCUGCUACAGAGAGCUAUUUUGACAACAAGAACAAAGGACAGGAGCCAACGGCUUUGGAAAAGGCCAUCUCGGACUUGCCCGACAGCAAGCAACGGCGGAGAAGCAGUGGGCCUCGUCGGACUAUCAGCGGCAGCCUUUUCCAGAACCCCAACGACCAGAUAUACGAGGAGCCUGAGGAAGAGAACCCAAUUGCGCCCGCUCCAACACCAGCCGCUGCAGAACCACCGAAACCUGAGAAGCUGCCGCUGGGUAUGAGACGCAAUCCCUUCAUGCGCUUCCAGUCGGUCAAAAGCAGUCCGAUGAUAAGGUCGAACACGGAUCCCACUGUCGCCACGAAGCGCCUCGAGCGGUACGAGAUUCAGAAGAACCCUCCUACUCAGUCGCGGAACGCCGCAUACACAUUGAACUCUGGUCCGCCAAAGCCAGUAGAAGACACCAAGGCCAAUGCGGAGAACGAACCCGAGAUCAAAAUGAAGGAUGGAAAGGAGAUACGAAGCGAAGAGAUUCGUGCUGCAACGGGUUUCAAGCUCAAGGAUCGGAGCCCAAAACUGCCGACUCCUACAGUGGUUUCAGACGCACCAGGGCGACCAAUUGUAUCUUUCGAGAAGAACUGGAACGUUGUGGAACUGAAGGAGGAGAAGUCCAUUCUGCCAGCCACUGCGCCUGCUCCGUCUACUCAGAGCGAAGCAGCUCCUGGAACGUUGUCUAAAGCAGCAACCGUGCCUGUCGUGCCCAGCAUCAAUCUCCCCGAGGACGAGCAAGCACGGAGAAAGUCCUCUUCUCCAACGCCACCACCAGCACACCAAGUGAAGGCAUCCCCUAGCACUUCGAGCCUAUCCUCAAGACUAAAGAGGUUUGAGCAGCCUCUGUCCAGCCCCUACGACGAUCCCCCAGCACGGCCACUUCCUACCCCAAACCCUUUGAGGAAGACUACACCUGCACCACCUCCUGGACCAUCGAAUCCGGCGGUCAAUACUUACCAAUCCUCUUCUCUACGCUCCAAAACAUCCCCUUGCCAACCUGUUCCAUCCAUUUCCGUAUCCGAGACGCCAUCCAUCUCUGUCAGCGGUCCGCCUCGUCGUGGAUCUAAUGCAAAUGUGCCAUCUAUUGGUGUCACGCCCCCCAUGCCAACCAUCUCUGUCAGCGAGACUCCAGCACCAAGGAGACACAUGAAGGCCGACGUACCUUCUAUCGCCGUCACACCCGAAAUUCCCAGCAUCGCUAUCAAUGAGUCCCCUGCUUCUAGUCGUGCGCCCAAGGUUAAUGCCCCCUCAAUCUCCGUCACACCAGUUGCUGCACCUGCCGCACCGACCAUCAACGUCAAUGGCUCUGCUGGCUUCGGUCCAGCCGCUUCCAAACGCCCCCUACCCAUACCAGGCCAUCACAACGCCAAAUCCCACAGUUACAACGGUGCUCCUACCCCUCGCGGCCACUGGACACCUACCACAGUCCGCACCGGCGCGCUCUGCACACAAUGUGCGCUUCCUAUCGCUGGUCGCAUCGUCUCAGCAGCAGGUCUACGCUUCCACCCCGAAUGCUUCACUUGCUACCAAUGCGGCGAACACCUCGAAUGCGUAGCCUUCUACCCGGAGCCCUCCAACAAACACGCCGAGCGCGUGGCCCGUAUGCGCGCCCGCAUGUCUGGCCAAGACAUUGCCUUUUUACCCACCCAUCCCACGCCCGAAGACAUGGCCCGCCUCGAACACGAAGACGGUACCGACGAGUCCCUACGCUUCUACUGCCACCUUGAUUUCCACGAACUCUUCUCCCCGCGCUGCAAGAGCUGCAAGACGCCGAUUGAAGGCGAAGUCAUCGUCGCCUGUGGCGCUGAAUGGCACGCAGGCCACUUUUUCUGCGCCCAGUGCGGCGAUCCGUUUGAUUCGAGCACGCCGUUUGUAGAGAAGGAUGGGUACGCAUGGUGCGUCAACUGCCAUACCCAUCGCUACAGUACAAAGUGCAAAGGCUGUAGGAAGCCGGUGACGGAUACCGUGGUCAAGGCGCUGGGUGCCGAGUGGCACAUGGGCUGUUUUUGCUGCGUCGAAUGCAAGGGUCCCUUUGAAGACGGUCGGUACUUUUUGCGCGCAGACUCUCAGGAUCCCGUUUGUGUCAAGUGUGAGGAGAUGAGACUCAAGGCUUGA
This is a messenger RNA of Plenodomus lingam JN3, 2970 nucleotides long. RefSeq lists its product as uncharacterized. Lineage: Eukaryota; Fungi; Ascomycota; Dothideomycetes; Pleosporales; Leptosphaeriaceae. Gene Ontology annotation, cellular component: nucleus; Z disc. Gene Ontology annotation, molecular function: transcription coregulator activity. The record is from RefSeq and is a predicted model, not a curated record.